Symphalangus syndactylus (siamang) is the source of this 4641-nucleotide messenger RNA. RefSeq names its product DNA polymerase iota (gene POLI). Gene Ontology annotation, molecular function: DNA-directed DNA polymerase activity; damaged DNA binding. The record is from RefSeq and is a predicted model, not a curated record. Gene Ontology annotation, biological process: translesion synthesis. NCBI's taxonomy places the organism in Eukaryota, Metazoa, Chordata, Mammalia, Primates, Hylobatidae.
GGAGACUGUCGUCCCCCGGUUUCGCUGGAGACCAGGCGGAAGCGGCCGGAAGUAGCGCUGCGGUUGGCAGCGGCGGGAUGGAGAAACUGGGGGUGGAGCCGGCGGAGGAAGGCGGCGGCGACGACGACGAAGACGCCGAGGCCUGGGCCAUGGAAUUGACGGACGUGGGGGCGGCAGCCAGCUCUCAGGGAGUUCAUGAUCAAGUGUUGCCCACACGAAAUUCUUCAUCCAGAGUCAUAGUACAUAUGGAUCUGGAUUGCUUUUAUGCACAAGUAGAAAUGAUCUCAAACCCAGAGCUAAAAGACAAACCUUUAGGGGUUCAACAGAAAUAUUUGGUGGUUACCUGCAACUAUGAAGCUAGGAAACUUGGAGUUAAGAAACUUAUGAAUGUCAGAGAUGCAAAAGAAAAGUGUCCACAGCUGGUAUUGGUUAAUGGAGAAGACCUGACUCGCUACAGAGAAAUGUCUUACAAGGUUACAGAAUUACUGGAAGAAUUUAGUCCAGUUGUUGAGAGACUUGGAUUUGAUGAAAAUUUUGUGGAUCUAACAGAAAUGGUUGAGAAGAGACUACAGCAGCUGCAAAGUGAUGAACUUUCUGCGGUGACUGUGUCGGGUCAUGUAUACAAUAAUCAGUCUAUAAACCUGCAUGACAUCUUGCACAUCAGACUACUUGUUGGAUCUCAGAUUGCAGCAGAGAUGCGGGAAGCCAUGCAUAAUCAUUUGGGGCUCACUGGCUGUGCUGGAGUGGCUUCUAAUAAACUGUUGGCAAAAUUAGUUUCUGGUGUCUUUAAACCAAAUCAACAAACAGUCUUACUACCUGAAAGUUGUCAACAUCUUAUUCAUAGUUUGAAUCACAUAAAGGAAAUACCUGGUAUUGGCUAUAAAACUGCCAAAUGUCUUGAAGCGCUGGGUAUCAAUAGUGUACAUGAUCUCCAAACCUUUUCACCCAAAAUUUUAGAAAAAGAAUUAGGAAUUUCAGUUGCUCAUCGUAUCCAGAAGCUCAGUUUUGGAGAGGAUAACUCCCCUGUGAUACCCUCAGGACCACCUCAGUCCUUUAGUGAAGAAGAUUCAUUUAAAAAAUGUUCAUCUGAAGUUGAAGCUAAAAAUAAGAUUGAAGAACUACUUGCUAGUCUUUUAAACAGAGUAUGCCAAGAUGGAAGGAAGCCUCAUACAGUGAGAUUAAUAAUCCGUCGGUAUUCCUCUGAGAAGCACUAUGGUCGUGAGAGUCGUCAGUGCCCUAUUCCUUCACAUGUAAUUCAGAAGCUAGGGACAGUUGUUCCUGCAUCAUUUGUUGAAGACUAUUCUUCACCCACUGAAUUACCAUGGCAUCUUUGUCAAAAAUUAAUUGACCAUAAAUGUAAGAGUUUAUUUCCUGACUUUCUUGUUUCAUUGGUCUAUAUAUGUUUAUUCUUACACUGAUUCCACCGUGUGUUGGUCUCUGCUGCUCUGUUUAUUUUUCUGCAGUCUUUUUUUUCCGUUCUUUCUUACGAAGUGGAUAAUUUGUAUUGAGCUGCCUUUAAGUUCUCUGAUUCAUCUGUCAUCUCAUAACUGCUGUUGCCCCUGUAGUGAUUUGUUGGUUUUGGUUACUGUACUUUUUAACUCUAGAAUUUCUGUUUGUCUUUUGUUUGUAUGUUUGGUUUUGUUUCUUUAUCGAGAUUCUCCCUUUUUUGUAGUCAUUAUAUUUUACUUUAAUUCUUUAAACAUGGUUGUCUUUAAUUCUUUGGACAUAUCUCUAAUAAUGAAUUUGAAGUCUUUGCUAAGUCCACCUCAAAGUCAAUUUAUGUUAACUGCUUUUUCCGCCAAAUAUGUAUCAUACUUUCCUGUUUCUUUGCAUGUUUUGAACUAUUUUAUUGAAAACUGAACCUCAUAGAUAAUGUAUUAUAGCAACUCUGGAUUUAAAAGUUUUUCUUGUAGGGUUUUUUCUUUUUUCUUUCCUGUACUUUUUUUUAGGUAACUUGUCUGAAUGUAAUCUGCAGAAUUUACUUCCCCUGUGUUGUGUAGCAACUGAUUUCUCUGCUCAGUGUUUUUUUUUUUUUCCCAUUCAAAUUUUUAAUACUGGCUUCUGGGAAGUUGCCCAUGUCUGUAUAGUUUCAUGGUUAGCCAGUGAUUGGCAAAGGUUUUGCUCAAACACUAGAGUCUGGAAGCUGUCUACCUCUGCCAGUGGAUAAGUGUAUGGGUUGGAGAGGGCUUAAAAAAUUUAGGCCAUUUUCUCAUACUGCCCAAAGUAAUUUAUAGGUUCAAUGCUAUCCCCAUCAAGCUACCACUAACUUUCUUCACAGAAUUGGAAAAAAAUGCUUUAAAUUGCAUAUGGAACCAAAAAAGAGCCCCUAUAGCCAAGACAAUUCUAAAUAAAAAAAAGCUGGAGGCAUCAUGCUACCUGACUUUAAACUAUACUACAAGGCUACAGUAACCAAAACAGCAUGGUACUGACUGGUACCAAAACACAUAUAUAGACCAAUGGAACAGAACAGAGCCCUCAGAAAUAACACCAUACAUCUACAACCAUCUGAUCUUUGACAGACCUGACAAAAACAAGCAAUGGGGAAAGGAUUCCCUAUAUAAUAAAUGGUGCUGGGAAAAAUGGCUAGCCAUAUGUAGAAAGUUGAAACUGGAUCCCUUCCUUAUAUCUUAUACAAAAGUUAACUCAAGAUGGAUUAAAGACUUAAAUGUUAGACCCGAAAUCAUAAAAACCCUAGAAGAAAGCCUAGGCAAUAGCAUUUAGUACAUAAGCAUGGGCAAAGACCUCAUGACUAAAACACUAAAAGCAAUGGCAACAAAAGCCAAAAUUGACAGAUGGGACCUAAUUAAACUAAAGAGCUUCUGCACAGCAAAAGAAACUAUCAGCAGAGUGAACAGGCAACCUACAGAAUGGGAGAAAAUUUUUGCAAUCUACCCAUCUGACAAAGGGCUAAUAUCCAGAAUCUACAAAGAAGUUAAACAAAUUUACAAGAAAAAAGCAACCCCAUCAAAAAGUGGGCAAAGGAUAUGAACAGACACUUUUCAAAAGAAGACAUUUAUGCAGCCAACAGACAUGAAAAUGCUCAUCAUCACUGGUCAUUAGAGAAAUACGAAUCAAAACCACAAUGAGAUACCAGCUCAUGCGAGUUAGAAUGGCGAUCAUUAAAAAGUCAGGAAACAACAGAUGCUGGAUAGGAUGUGGAGAAAUAGGAACACUUUUACAUUGCUGGUGGGAGUGUAAAUUAGUUCAACCAUUGUAGAAGACAGUGUGGCGAUUCCUCAAGGAUCUAGAACUAGAAAUACCAUUUGACCCAGUGAUCCCAUUACUGGGUAUAUACCCAAAGGAUUAUAAAUCAUGCUACUAUAAAGACACAUGCACACGUAUGUUUAUUGUGGCACUAUUCACAAUAGCAAAGACUUGGAACCAACCCAAAUGUCCAUCAGUAAUAGACUGGAUAAAGAAAAUGUGGCACAUAUACACCAUGGAAUACAAUGCAGCCAUAAAAAAGGAUGAGUUCAUGUCCUUUGCAAAGACAUGGAUGAAGCUGGAAACCAUCAUUCUCAGCAAACUAUCACAAGGAUAGAAAACCAAACACCACAUGUUCUCACUCAUAAGUGGGAGUUGAACAAUGAGGACACAUGGACACAGGGAGGGGAACAUCAAACACUAGGGCCUGUUGGGAUGGAGGGCUGAGGGAGGGAUAGCAUUAGGAGAAAUACCUAAUGUAAAUGAAGAGUUGAUAGGUGUAGCAAACUAACAUGGUACAUGUAAACCUAUGUAACAAACCUGCACAUUAUGCACAUGUGCCCCAGAACUUAAAGUAUAAGAGAAAAAAAAAUUAGGCCAUUUUCAAGUUUUUCUUGAAUUUUAAUUUCUGCUAGGCCCUCUUUGUCUCCCCAUGAUGUGCAUGUAGCCCUUUCAAUAAGGAGUAUAUGGAGAGCUUGGGCCCUCUGUGGCCUUCCGUUUAUUUGCAUGUAGCCUCCUAGUCAACUAGGGUUGUAAGGGGAGCCUGUGUAGUCCCUCUUUGGUUCUCUCAUUUCCAAAUCUCCUGGUGACAUUUCUGGCUGGUCCACUGAUCUGUCAUUCACCCAAACCACGACUAAAGUUUCAGACUAUCAGAGCUGUGGGAUCUUCCCAUUCGUUUCCUAUCAAGUUUGCUCAUUUUACUGGCAACACUGCUGAGUGUGGGCUUUUGCCCACUGCCUCAAAUCAGGUCUGUCCCCUCUGGAAGUGAAAGUGCUGGCUUUUGCAGCCUUCACCCUGUACCAACUAAGCUAUGUAAAGGGGCAUUCGAACAGUCCCAGACAAUGAAGCUGCUAUCUCCUACUUUCUUAGCUAACAUAUAGCAGCUGUUCAUAAAUCAGUACUUCUCACUUUGUUUGCCUUUGGUUCAUUUCCAGAUUUCCACCAAAAUGAUUGUUUUUGACAGUGUUGUUCAGUUUUAUAGUAGCUUUUUGAGAAAGGAUUUUCUGACCAUAUCAGUGUAGUAUAUAACCAGAAAUCCCAUAUUUCAAAUCUUUUGAAAAUUUUCAACCAUUUAGUAUUAACAUUGAAAUGUCUUAAUUUGGUAUAUAUAAUGUCAAGAUGCCCAGUGAUACUUAUUUAGGAUUUUAAUUUCUUAAACUCAGCAAUAUAAAAUAUAUUAUGCUCUUAAUAGUAAUUAUAAUGUUUAUUCUUAAACAU